AUGCCCAUGGUGGCCUCGCUCAUGGUGUGCCACCCUCCGCCCAGUCCUCCUACUCCCAGGAGGGGGGGCAACGCGAGCUAUCCCCUGGAUCGUUUCUCGCAUCUGACCGCAUCGGCUGUGGUCAGGAUGCGUAUGGCGAUGCCGGUCCAGCCCGCCUCGCCUCCGGUGGACUAUUUACAGUCCCUCGCUCCCUCCCCCCGGCGACGCAGACCAUUUCCGUCCUCCGCGGGCUCCUCGUCCCACGGCACGGCGUCCGGGUUAUGCGGAGCGAAGAACCCGUGA
Messenger RNA from Knipowitschia caucasica, 282 nucleotides. The record is from the annotation of a GenBank genome assembly. Lineage: Eukaryota; Metazoa; Chordata; Actinopteri; Gobiiformes; Gobiidae.